This is a messenger RNA of Didymosphaeria variabile, 1875 nucleotides long. RefSeq lists its product as uncharacterized. Bases 1 to 1875 code for a protein of 624 amino acids. Lineage: Eukaryota; Fungi; Ascomycota; Dothideomycetes; Pleosporales; Didymosphaeriaceae. The record is from RefSeq and is a predicted model, not a curated record. The transcript is spliced from 2 exons.
AUGAUAAUGAUUUCUCUGUUGAGUGAGGCUUGCACGAAGAUGGGUCCCGAGGCCUUUGAAAUUAUUAAGAUUAACAUGCAGAGCCUGAGGGGCGAGACGCCUAGUACCGUGCAAGAAGAGAAUGCGCAACUCCGAGCGGACAUCGAAUUGUUGAUGGACUGUAUCGGAACAGAGGAGGACACACAGCGCCAGUCUGAAAAGGAGUCGAAAAUGAAUCCCAAUAGAGGGGUUCCGGAUAACUCGUUCACUGGUGUCUCCUAUAAACCUAUCAUCGGAGGCAUUGCUGGCAAGCAGCAGCCCUGCUCGAUACCAAAACGCGCCGUGCGUUCGUAUCUAUUCUCACCACCUUCCGACGUGGUAUCGAACAACAUUGCGCCCGAGGAUCAAGUCCACUUGCAACUCAUAGCCAAGGACAUCCAUGAGCUAAAGGAGCUUGCGAUGAACGCGUUCGAAGACCGCCAGAAAAACUUCAUCGAUUCGAACAUGAAGGCGAUGCCGCGCUUGCCGAAGCAAGUUUCUGACGUUCUUGGAAGCCUAGACGCGACCAACAAGGAACUCAUCGAGCUCCUCAAGCCGAAGACACAUACGCAAAUUCCUGGCGAUGUUGCAUCUGCAGGAUCUGGUGUUGAUCCUAGAGCUCGUGUAGAACCUGGUCCUUUUCAGUUUGGGAAUCAUAACACAGUCAGUGCUGCUCCAGCCCGUUUCACCUUCGGUGACAUCACCCAGCCUAGCUUUGGUGCUUCUUCAGCACCGAACGCAGCAGCUCCCGGUGCUGCAGCAGGAUCAUCCGAGCAAGAGCCCUCGAAAGACGAUCAAAUCGCAAAUCUGGAGAUGCAGCUGCAUAGACUGCGUCGACUCAAAGAGGAUAACUACGAACAAUUCAAGAAUACCCAGCAUGAGGCUGCGAAAACUCUGCACAAGAUUAUUAGAGAGAAGGAUAAGGAGAUCAACCAGAAGAAUAUCCAGCUCACGCGCAAGGAUCUAGACAUCUCUUUCAAGAAUGGUGAGAUCGCACGCAUGAAUGCUCAAGUCUUGAGCAAAGACAACGAGAUAAAGCGUCUUCAGGAUGAGCUGAAGGUCAAGACUCGCGAGCAGCCCAUCCCGGUUGGGCUUCUUGGUUCUUCGAAGCACGUAACUGGAGCUUCUUCAUCCUCUGACAGUGGAAUCUUCGGCACUACAGCUUGUCCGCCCGGAAAACAACCAGCCUCCGGUUCGUUGUUCGGGAGUGGAAAGGCCGUCGGAGAAUCUGUCUUCUACAACCCUAAGACAGGUUUCUCGCUUGGUCCUCCUAAAGACCCAGCACCCGGUUUAUCUAGCAGUGCAGCUCGUCACUCUGAGCCGCUGCCUACCUCAGGUCCGCUUUUCGGUGCCCGUAAGAAGCCAGGGUAUGGUUCUCUUUUUGCCCACGUCGAGUCUUCCUAUGUUUCUCCUUGCGACAAUGAUAUUUUUUAUCAGCAUCGUGGGCAGGCCACCUUUGCUCAGUUACUCUUUGGCAGCACUUGGAAGCCUUCGACGGGAAGCUCCUUUGCCACCCAUGGGGGGCUCUUCAGCCAUGUGGCACGUCCGUCUGAUGGACAGUACACCCCUGGUUCUGUCCUUGGCAGUGCUGAGUAUCGCGACUCCGAGCCUUUCCUAACAACUGGUAGGGCGCUUUACAACAGCCUAUCUCAUCCACCUGCUGCCCACCGUCCGUUCUCGAUCACGGACUCGACAACGUGGCAUCUACCCUCUACGGGUGGUGGCUCCCGAUUAUAUGGUGGUUUUAUCCCAAACCGUGCAAACCAUCGAGAGCGUCACGAAGAUGUUGACUUGGGUCACCAGAAUCCUCGCACGGCUCAGGCAGAGAGCGGGGAGAGCGAUGAGAAUGAAUUGUAG